AUUAUAGUAAAACAACAAAAUAAAGGAGGAAGAAAAGGUGAAUAGAUCCUGCCCUGCCUCCUAGAGAGAUUCUCAGGGAAACAAGAAAUCGAGUGCGUUUCUCGGCGAAAUUCGAAACAUCAGGGCUUCAACUAGCUUCGCUUCUUCUUCAUCAUCUUAUCUUAUAUCUAUUAAUCAGGAGUCUUACCGGUGGUUUGUAAAAUGGGGGAGACUGGGAAACGAUAUCGCAAUCAAAGGGACCAUGAUGGAAACGGGAAGAAUCAAAAGCGGCGUCUGAAUGACAAAGUUGAAAGGGGAAAUGAUGAAUUGAUUAUCUAUAGAAUACUGUGUCCAGAUGGAGUAAUUGGGAAUGUCAUUGGUAAGAAUGGAAAAGUCAUCAAUACAAUAAGGCAAGAGUCUAGGGCAAAAGUCAAGGUGGUGGAUCCAUUUCCGGGUGCCAAGGACCGGGUUAUAACAAUUUACUGCUAUGUUAAGCAGAAGGAAGAAUUUGAGGUUGAUGAUGAGCUCAAUAAUAUGCAGCCUUUAUGUGCUGCCCAAGAUGCUCUUCUCAAGGUUCAUUCUGUCAUUUCAAAUGCCAUGGAAGCCGUUGGAGAUUCUGAAAAGAAACAGAAGGAUAAGGAAGAAUGCCAAAUCCUUGUUCCAUCAAGCCAGUCUGCAAAUAUCAUUGGUAAGGCUGGGGCUACCAUUAAAAAAUUGAGGGUAAAGACAAGGACAAAUAUCAAGGUUAUUGCAAAGGAUAGGGCCAAUCCGGCACACUCAUGUGCUAUGGACUUUGACAAUUUUGUGUUGAUUACUGGUGAAUCAGAAGCUGUUAAAAGAGCAUUGUUUGCAGUUUCUUCUAUUAUGUACAAGUUCUCUCCAAAGGAGGACAUCCCUCUUGACACGACAGUACCAGAAGUCCCUCCUAGCCUUAUUAUUCCUUCAGACAUUCCAAUUUAUCCACCUGGCAGACUAUACCCAACUUCAGAUCCUAUUAUCCCACCUAGACCUGUUCCUCAAAUCCUAGGUGCGACAAAUGUACAUGAUCUGCAAGGUUACGCUGAUUCAGGAAAUGCAUGGUCUCUGUACUCAUCUGCACUUCCAGCCGUUUCUGAUCCUGGUGGUUCACAAUCUGAGGAAUUAAUUGUUAGAAUGCUAUGCCCCUCUGACAAGAUUGGAUGUGUCAUCGGGAAGGGAGGGAGUAUAAUUAAAAAUAUAAGGCAGGCUAGUGGUGCUCGUAUCGAGGUUGAUGAUUCCAAGGCUCGUUACGAUGAGUGUUUAAUCACUAUAACUGCAACAGAGUCAUCAAGUGAUCUGAAAUCCAUGGCAGUGGAAGCUGUUUUGCUUCUGCAAGGGACAAUAAAUGAUGAAGAUGACACCCCAGUUUCAAUCCGGCUCCUAGUUCCAUCCAAAGUUAUAGGAUGCAUUAUUGGGAAAAGUGGCUCAAUCAUAAACGAAAUUCGGAAGCGGACUAGAGCAGAUAUUCGAAUCUCGAAAAGCAAUAAGCCUAAAAUUGCUGAUGUGAAUGACGAACUUGUUGAGGUGGUUGGUGGAGUUGAUUGUGUGAGAGAUGCACUAAUCCAGAUUGUAUUAAGACUGCGGGAUGAUGUACUGAAAGAAAGGGACACUGGCCGUAAUCCUCCCCCUAUAGGUUCUGAAUCGUUUUAUUCAGGUGGUUCUGUUCUUCCAGUGAGAUCUGUCAUCCCUCCAGCUCCUGAUGUCCCUGCUCCAUUGGCUUAUGAUCAGAGGACUGAAAGUGGAACUGGGCUAAACAUGCUUUCUUCCAGCAGCUUGCAUGGUUUUGGAUCUUAUUCGAUGGGAGAAAAUGGCUAUGGAUCUAUGUCUUCGUAUGGCUACAAGCUAUAUGGAGGUUUGCCUCCCUCAUCAACUAUGGAGAUGUUGGUCCCAGCUAAUGCUGUAAGCAAAGUGUUAGGUAGAGGAGGGGCAAAUAUAGCUAAUAUUAGGAAGAUUUCUGGAGCAACAGUAGAGAUUUCUGAAACCAAAUCUUCCCGAGGUGAUCGUAUAGCUCUUAUAUCGGGUACACCGGAACAAAAACAUGCAGCUGAAAACUUGAUCCAGGCAUUUAUAAUGGCCACAUAACCUGAUGGAGUUAUUUCUGGUGUUUUAAGAUGAAAAAUUAAUCCUGAAGCAUGUCCAGGUUCCUGUCCAUAGUUCUUAUAUCUUUGGUCUGGAAUAGAAUAUUCUAUAGGGUUCUUUUGCUGAACUCCUGUUUCUUCCAUAACAUUAACUAGCAAGAUUCUUCUGGAGUAUCCAUGGCUAGGUCUGUAUGUAGGAGCUAUACUUCCUUUCAUUUCUUUUUCUUAAUCUAUUCUUCUUCUGCGCUCUUGUCAUAGUAAUUUAGGAUCUUUCUAUCCAUUCAUGCUGUAUUUCUGUUGACCAGUGUGAGACCAUCCCCAUAAACUAUUGUCAGGGGAAACCAUAAAGGGUUGAUGUUUAUUUUGUUCUGCUGGAUCAACCUCUUAUUCUUGUUUCUUGCUGGAAGUGUUUCUCCUAAUGAUGCUAAUAAAAUGCAGAUUCUCUGGUAAUCUCCUUUUUCUAACUCUUGCUCAGAAAGUACUUUGAUCAGAAGUUGGAAAAUUGCCUCAUGAAUUAGAGAAUAACGCAGAUAACUCUGGAUCAUUCUCUUCCCUCUGCUAGUAUUUUCCGUAUCUUGUAAUCCUAACGUAAUGGUUUUUGCAACUAUAUAUGAUCAUACAUUUUUUGCUUGACUUCCGGCUUCUGGUUGUGCUUGUUAUCACACUGAGCACACUCCAUUGUUUACCUAUUAUCUGAAAAACCAUUAGAAUUUAUUUUGUAGAGCUUGUAUUCGUGCUUUUCAGUUUUCACCUUAGUUGUCAUGUGCUGGAUGCCGCUCACAAGAAGAUACUUUGUCUCUGCUGCAUUUUAUUGAGGCAGCCCAUAACUGAUCCAAUGCGUUUAAAAUGAUAUCAGUGAAUGUCCUAAUUUUAUCGAAUUAAAUUCAUUUUAUGAUCUUGAUUCUUUAUCUCUGUUGCCUGUGGCUUAUCUACUAUCCUGUUUGCAACUUAGCAUUUAGUAUCUCACAUGAACUUGGAUUAUAUGGUUAAUCAUAUUUUGGUGACCUAGAGAAUAUCCUUUCUAAAUUUCAGUGAUUUUCUUAAGUGGCAACUAAAUUUGUAGGGAAUAGCUUGUUUCCUAUCCUUAAGGUAUCUGCUUAUUUCUCAGAUAUUGCUUUCUGACUAGUAUGAAUAAUCACAAUCACAUGCCAUAGGAUUAAAUCAUCCUCUUUCGAUUGUCAAUCUACUAUAUAUCGGUACUCAGAUCUUCUCUUGAAAAAGAUUCACUCAUCCAGUUUUUCUGCUGCUAUGUUCAAAAUCUACAAUAAGACCAGUGUGCUCAAGACUUCCUUUCCUUUUCAUCGUUGCAUAGCGCUGUCUAGCUUUCUUUACAUAAUUAGUAAUCAGCUAGAUAUUUUUCAAUGGGAAAAUCAUACAAAGCCAGAAAUCCCUCCGGAAAUAUAAUAAUCCAACUAAGUUGGCAGGUUAUGAGGGGUUUAAGUAAAAUUGUUAUGUUCUCUCUACCAUUAUUAUCUUUGCCAUGGGUGUCCGCCAAUGAAUUGAGGCAGUGUAGCACUGCUCUUUCCGAUGAUUACAGUGACAUUAAACUUCACUUUCCUAGCAAAUUGUCGGUAUAUUUAAUUUCUUCAUUUUGUGCUAGUGUAGUUUCUAGGUUUUGUUUCAUAAACUCUCCCUAUUCUCAUAUCAGCAAAGUUAAUCUGACAUGUAAUGUUUUUUAUUUCUUUACCCAAUCCUUUUCAUGUAUGUUUGGGAGUUCUUCUGAGGUGGGAGUCGAGCCCUUAAUGGCACUGAGAAAAGGGAAGGAGUGGGUGAGAAAGCCCUUCUCCUAUUUGGGAGCUCCAUGAAGACAAGGGACUGCAGUGCCUCCAUAUCUAAGCACCCACUUGUCCCUGCCACUCCCUCCUCGCCUUGCCCUUCCGGCCACUGCUCCCAAACAAAGCCUUAACCCUUAAGGAUAUACUAUACAGGUGGGAAAUCCUCCCUGUUCUAGACUAUGAUAGAUUCUAAGUUUACAAUACCCCCCUCUCAACUCAGUAUUAUAGACUCUAGAUCACUAUCCAUUUUUAUUAUUAUUACCCCACCAUUCUUAUUAAAAGGAUGUCUAGUUUGAAUUUGGUUAUUGGGUGUAGGUCAAUUGCAAUUUGCAGCCAUUGUUAUAAGUUGAUGUAGUUCAAUAGAAUGUGGAUUGCAGCCAUUGUUGUCAUUCACUCCAGGUAUUUUUGUUUGUCUUGGAGAUGAAUAUUUCCUUUAUGAAGGGGUAUGGUUCAUGGGAACUUAAGGCCAGAGAUCUUGUUUGUUGUCACUAUUUGUAUAUGAAAUUACUUUUAGAUUGUAUAUAAAAUUAUAAAGUAGUGUUAAUAAAUUCCUGUGCAUACAGCUUUCUUCAGUUUUGUUUUCAACCAGGAAUAGAUUGUAAAUAUUGUGAACUGUGAAGGUAAAUUAGUUUUUGCUUUUCUUGGUUACACUGCAUUUGUUCAACCAAAAGAGGAAAAAGAAACAUGCAAAUUGAACUUAUUUGUUAACAAAGCAGAAUCAGGUAUCCAUUAGGUCUGUUUUCUGCACAGUAGUAGUAGAAAGGUUGCAUGAUGAUGCCACUUUGGCCGGUUAAGUUCAUUUAAAUACAAUUCGAAAAGCCAGAUAUAGAAAAUAUAAGGCAUUUUUGGAUUCUCUCCUCCUCCUCCUCCCUUGUUUGGGAUUUAUAAAGGGGAAAAAGUAUCUUUUAUAUUUUACUAUUUUUUUCCUUCAAAAUUUUAUAAACAAGAAAAAACUGAAAUAUAAAAAUGAAAACUAAACAGGUCAUAAGUCUCUCCUCAACACUAAUAUAGUUAGAAAAUGUUGGUGUAUUAAUGAGCAUAUCGUCCUAUUUCUUAGGAUUUCAGAAGAGCUAAUGACAGUAUUAUUAUGCUUCUGAAAAUAGAUAGUUAGAUAGUGUUAGAAAAAUUUCUCCCCUUUUCCUUCCUUCAUUCAGGCCACAUAUUAGUGGAUCAGAAAAGAUAAUAGAAGGAUGUCUCCAUUAUAGAACCGAAUUUUAUUUGACAAAGAUUUGAAGAUUUUACUUGAAAAAGUGAUUGUAUAUCGAUAUAAUGUUCGUCAUAUGACUUACUUUCUAGAAUGGGAUAUUUAUGAGAAUGACUUUCCCUAAAAUUUAAACUUGUCAAUUUCAAUUUUCCACUAACCAAUCCACGAGGACUUGGACCACACCAAAACAAGCAGGCAGGUAGAUGAAGUAGUAGCUUCUAAUCAUAAAUAAAAGUGUAUUUAAUGGCACAUGUAAAACAGCUAUUACUAUUACUAUGACUAUUGUCUAUUCAUUUUCUAAUGUAGUAGUAUUGCAUUAAGUUAGUGUCCUAUAGGUCUAUGGGACCUUAUGUGAGUUGUGUCGUUGAUAGGAACUUUCAAUUGCUCUCACAUCUACUCGUGUUUGCAUCAAGGGUUUUUUCCAUUUCAAUUCUUUUUUUAUUAUUUGUCUUGUCUAAAACUAAAAGUCUAUCUCAUAGAUAAUGUUGGUAGGGUCCAAAUUUGGAACAUUUUCUACCAAUUGAUCCGGGAUAUUUUCAAUAAGUAAGGAGGAUAUUGGUUUCUCUCCCCACAUUUCUCAAGUGCAAAAGUGCCUUUCAAGUAUAAAUUUAGAGUUCAACGUGACAGAUGAAGUUAUAUACCAUGUCCAAA
Arachis stenosperma is the source of this 5705-nucleotide messenger RNA. Its product is annotated as KH domain-containing protein At4g18375. Gene Ontology annotation, molecular function: mRNA binding. The transcript has 8 exons. Lineage: Eukaryota; Viridiplantae; Streptophyta; Magnoliopsida; Fabales; Fabaceae. Bases 202 to 2079 code for a protein of 625 amino acids. Gene Ontology annotation, cellular component: nucleus; cytoplasm. The record is from RefSeq and is a predicted model, not a curated record. Gene Ontology annotation, biological process: regulation of gene expression.